Ixodes scapularis (black-legged tick) is the source of this 4756-nucleotide messenger RNA. RefSeq lists its product as uncharacterized. Lineage: Eukaryota; Metazoa; Arthropoda; Arachnida; Ixodida; Ixodidae. The transcript is spliced from 8 exons. The record is from RefSeq and is a predicted model, not a curated record. Bases 288 to 1235 code for a protein of 315 amino acids.
GUGAAUCAGGAAGUUGUGGGUUUUCCCGCAUGACGCACACGUCAUGCGCGGUAGUACCCGACCAGGAGGCAGGGCGCGAACUCUCUUUACGAUAAGCUACCCUUUCCGCGUUCUGAAAUUCUUAUAUUUUGAACUAAAUGCCAUUUAAUCGACGCCGCUUUAUUAAGCGAAAGUAGCAUCUCCUUUUUAAAACACCAUUAAAGUCCGAAACUGCUCAUUCGCUCCGCACGGCCUAGUCAAUCGCGUAGUCUUCUGGUAGUAGCGAUGUGUAGCAGACAUCGUGUUAAAUGUACAAAAUAUACAUUAAGAUAACACUUAUGUGUUUUCCAGCGACCGUGCUUCUCACAUACGGUAAUUCUCCCGAAUGUGAUUCGUUCAAACACUGCACCAAGCAUGACAGGCACGCCGUUUGCAGCGAAGGCUCUUGCAUUUGCGUCAACGGUACCCACAAAGAUAUCACUAGCAAGGUUUUCAAGUGCAACCCGGGACGUCGGCUGAACCAGACCUGCAGCUUGACGUCGGAAUGUUCGAGACUGGACAUCCGAUCACGAUGUGACGGUGGCAUUUGCCGCUGCAAGCCGGGCAGUCACGAGGCCCCAACGCCCAUGGGCCUCAAAUGCUUCUCAGGCACCACUGCCAAGCCCCAGUGCAAUGCAGAGAGGCCCUGCAGCUCCCAAGCGUUCUUCUGCACGCCCUGGGGCAUUUGCGACUGCCGGCUGCCCGGGUACAAGGCGGAGCUGCUCUUCUCACGCUGGCAGUGCAUCAGAGAUCCGUUCCUCUUUGAAGACAGAGGCACCAUCACCUUCCUGAAGGUCUCCCCCGUUCCACUUCUGGUCAUCGUCAUCAUCCUGGCGUAUUUUGGAUACCAGCGCAAGGCCAAGUCGCCGCCGAUCCAUCGGAGCGUGCACGAGGUGAGCAGGCUUCAGCAGCGCAGAAUCGUGCCCCUCUGGCGUGGAGUCACCUUCCACCCGAGCACCAUCACUCAGGUGGCGCAGCCCCAGCUGUCGUCGUCGUCUCGGGUGGGGACGACGCUGCCUCCGCCCCCGCGGCUUCCCUCUUUGCGUGUCGUGGUCCCGCAGCAGCCUCUGGGGGACACGUCGCCACCCCCGCCGUACCAGCCAGCCCAAGAAGACGACGCACCGCCCAGUUACGAUGAAGCCAUCUGCGCCGCGGCUCCAUCGGCUGCUGAGCACAUCGUUCCUCUGCUGUCUGCAGAAGGCCUCGGCAAGACGUGAAACGACUGCGUACGUGUGUCUGUGCUACUUCCUUGGUUUUCCUCCUUAGCUGCCGACGCUUUAAUCGAAUCUCGGUGUGGCCCGUCACUUUCUCUUACGCCGCGUACAAACGAGUUGCAUGUGGUAGUCUUCGGAGAAACAUUUGCAGCGUCCUACUGGCUGCAACAAGACGACCCGACGACCGGUCAGAAACUUGGUCGUCGUCCUUGGCUGUUUGUGCUACCAGUGUCUAAGAGAUUGGACUGAUUAGGCCUUUCUUUUUUCAUUAUUGAGAUCUACAGAUGUUGGUACAGGCACAAAUCACGUUCUGCGACACGCUAGUUCAGUGGAGCGCGAUUGGAGGCGUUGGACGGCGAGAACCGUGCGAAUCGAGUGAUAUUUCGGCAUCUAGUCAAGUCGCAGGUGAAAGCUUGGGCCGUUGCAAUUUCUCUCUAGAUAGAGAUCAGAAGUUGGCGCCAUCACCGUGGUCUCCGAUGGGAAGAGGGUGCCAGGACGAAGCGCUCGGUUCUCCCGCGUCCGUGCUCGAAGCUCGUCCGAUUCGUAAAAGUCCCAAAAUUUUGAGAAAUUUGUUGGGGUUGACGAACCCCAAUGGACCUUAGGUGACCUUAGGUGGCAAUCCAAACGCUGUUUCCCGAAAAAGGCCCAUAGCCUUUAUAAAACGAGGCCAUGAGUUCUGCCAAAUACGGCCGGCCGCGUUGCGUGCCGGAACAUUGUCGUCAGCCUCGUUUGUGACAGUUGCGUCUGGAACGGCGACGAAUCGCCGCCGUUUCAAGCUUCUUUUCGAUCCCCUAGCUUCGACUUGCCCGUCAUCUGACAAAGCAGGCGCGAUGCACCGUGCCCUCGUGUCUGUUGACACUGGCUCGUACAAGCCCAAAACUUCGAUGUGAAAUGUAGUGUAGCACCCGGGUAGGCGUGGCACUCAGCGAUUUUAAGCAGAUAAAUUUUUCGUGCGUAGUUCCGUGCAUCUGUCUUUUAUUUUUUUUUUGACAUUUUUGUUGAGGUUUUGAUGUGCUGAAACUUGAGGUUAUGUUGCAGCCUGUCCGCUGACAAUUGUCGGGUGUGUAUCCUGGGCAGUUAUUGGAAUCGAGUGAUACCACGCUUGUUAUUCGUAGCCCCUGCUGCACACGGUAACAGGUAACAAUAACUCAAUGUCGGUAGUUUUUCGCAUUUUUAUCAGGCAAGUUAUCGACAAGCACCAAAACUUACCGAUUAGUUAGGUGCUUUGGAGAGACGCGUUCCACCUUGCUAAGAGCAUUGACGACAACCCUCUGAUACUAGGAAAAAAAAAAAUUAGGAAAACUGGCAAUUGCUCUUUUGUGCUAGCUGCUGUGCGCCUUGUACCCUUGUACUCUGCAAACGGUGUAGAUGACGCUGCACUAUUCGAUUCAGACCACUAGCACCCAGGCGUCUCUGAAGGAUUGAUUUUGCAUACUUUACGGGUAGCUUUGCAUAAAGCGAGCCAUAAAACGUGAAGGAGCAAUUUGAUGCGUGUCUAGUUGCAGUGUCUUGCUUUGAACGUUUAAAUGUUGUCUUAACAUUUGAUUUGGUAAUAUUGGUUUUACUGGGCCUGUACAAAUAAGGCUCCCCAGCAUAAUAAAGCUGCGCGGGCCGUUUUUGACACUGGUUCCGACAGAAUAGGCAGCUUCUGCAUUCCAUAUGCAGUAGAGCCUCGUUGAUACGUUUCUCAGAGGAUUGCAGAAAAAAAACAAUCUGGGAAAAAGUCAAAAACGAAAAGGCCCUUGGGGGGCUAGAGACGAGACAAAAAGCAACUGUCAUAACACAAUUUGAUUUCACGCAAACUUUUGCAGGUGUGUGAACUCUAAUGGGCUUAAAAAACGCUUGUACCAUAAUCUCUGCCUGGCACUUCGAGCGGCUGCUUGACGGUAAGAGUUCCUUUUCCAGCUGCCGUAAUCUCUUUCUCACUGUCCGCGCAGCCGUGAACACUCGCAUACCUGCGCAGGGUAUCCAAUGCCCCGAGUGCGUCCGCGAAUGUAGGUGUUGCGUGACCGGCAACUGCGUCCUCGACGUCCUCAUCGCUUCCAGCAUUGCCGGCUGCGGUGAGCUUGUCGACGAUAUCCAACAUGUUCAUCGGUUCAGAGGUGGCGAAGUUCUCGUUGAUUGACAGGUACUCGGAGUAGGCAAGGGAGGCUCUCACUUCCUUCAUCGCGUCUUCAUUCAGCUUCAGAAUCUUCAUUGGUGUUGCCCACGGCUAGUGCUCGUCCUGGCCCUGCGCGUUCGAACCCGCACUUGCGGAAGCAAUGCUAAACAGUGGCGGUCAAGACAGUUUCCCACACUGUUGCGAGGAAGUGCAUCGCAUCCAGCUUGGUCGGAGUCUCGCCUCGUUCUACCGUAGCAAGUGAUCACCAAACAAUUCACAUCCAAUAGAAGUGUUGACGUUUUUUUUCUAUUCCUGCGUCGAGCCGCUGCACGUGGCUCGUCGUUUUAGGAGGAAGCUACUGCACCCCGACAUUCCUUAGGAACGAAAAGUUCUUUCAGUGUGCGGGGCAGUUGUCGACGAGCAGGAGGACCUUUUCGUUUUGCAACCCCAUUUGCGAGUCCAAGUACCAAAGGAAGCUAUAGAAAAGAGCGGAGGUCAUCCACACGCGAGCGUUCCGUCGGUAGCAACGAGGCGACCUGCGGAUGUUUUUUAAACAUCGCGGGCCGCGCAACUUUCCGACGACGCACGGCUUCAUUUUCUCUGAUCCGUCCUCGUUGUAGCACGGGAGUACGGUAAGACACGCCUUGCUACUUUUUUUCCAUGAUAAGUUUCACCCUCGAGGCUCAGUGACUUUGAAGACUCUACAUUAAAAAAAAAAGGCCAGCCUCGUCGGCGUACAAAACGUCCAGGGGGGAGUAGUCGGCGACAUUCGAAGGCAGCGAAGAAACCUUUCGACACAAACUCAUAUUUCAUCGCUUACUGCGCGGUACGAAAUUCGGUGACGCUUCUUGAGCAGUAGAUCCACCCAUUGGAACACGCAAAGUUCAUGAUAUCGAAAAGUUCUGCGAUAUCUUGCGCCUUCCCUUGCAGGACACUUCCAUCGAUGUUGACACGAGAUGUACGGGCUCGUUUAAACCGUAAUAGCAGAGCCUGUUCCAACUCGCCGUGCUUCACCGUCUGAGCUUGCUUGGAUCCCGGGUGGAACGCAGAAGCUUGCGUCUCAAUGUUUUUUUAAUUUCGCAAAGACGUUCAGAGUUGACGGUGCAAUUUCGAGGUCCCUUGCAAUGUUCGGAUGGUUGCGAUCAACCAUCCAGAAAAUGUCCACUUCUCCUGGAAACCCAAACGAACCACAACCAAAACCAUUGACCGAUGUGCAACUGUGGCGCGCAGCGUGAAAAUGCGUGAGCACUGCGAGAAAUGGAGAGAUAAAUGGCGGUUCUGGAAACGUUCAAGGCCCCAAGGCAAAGUUUACCACAGGGUGGAGGGUCCCAGGCAAGCAAGGGUGCGAAGCAAAAGGAGGAGAGUUACUUCAGCAAACUUGGCAAUCGCACAAGAAAAAAAAGAAAGAAAAAAAAAAAAAAAA